CUGGAGGGUUGGGGGAAGGGCUAGAGGGUUCGGCUAGAUGAGGCGACUAAGGUUGGGAGGACGGAAUCGAGCAGGUCGUCGGACAAGAUAGAGGCGACGGGUUCAAUGAAUGAAGCGUCAGUUUGCAUAGAGAGGGAAGGCUUCGGCUGAGUGUUGCUGUCGGCCAGGCUCGCAAAGCAGUGAAGAGGUCUUCGAUUAACUAUAGGUAGGUAGGGUUAAUCGAGUAUAAGUUGUAUGGGUUGAGGUUGAAGAGCUCGCGGCUUGACGAUUUCUGGAAGAUGAAUGGGGUUCGGAUGUCUUGCGGCUAAGUUUGGAAGUGGAUUUGGCCGGAGAAGUGGAGGUCUCAGCGGGUCUAGAGCAGAGGAGAGGCGGAGGUUGCGAUUCGAUCUGAGGAGAGAUUUCACGUGCGUGUGAGAAAACGAAGCCUUGCUCUUCAUUUUAUCAACGUGAAUGGGUGUGCUCGAAGUGUUGUCGUCUGAGAGGAUUGCUUCGACGCCGUUCGCAGGGCAUGGGUGACUGUGGCACACGAGAUUUGGCGCAGGAUUUUAGCAGAACAUGGCAUGGGAAGCAAUUGAGACCGCCCUUGAGGAGCUUGAUACGAACAGAAUUUAUAUCAUGGGUGAGCUUGUUGAUCGGAACAGAUGGCUAGGUAUUACGAUGAAGAAAGCAAAUGAACAAGGGAUCCAAUCAGCAAAGCUGCCAAUUGGAAACUAUAUCAAGUUAGCAAGCUCACAGCUAAACCACUGUAUACUUCAGAAUGAAGAGAAGCUCUUCCAAUGACGUUAUCCAAUCUAUGGUUCUUCAAGAACUUGCCGAGGGAGUCGACUGAAACAGCACAGGCCGUUUAUUACAAAAGAUAUAAUAGUGCACCCACUUUUGUCUGUUGCUAAGGUUAGUUUGACCCUUUUUUUGCUUUUCCAAAUGAAAUUAUUAUUUGCUGCUUGUAUAGUUAUCGGCCCUCGAUAUUGAAUAGAGAUAUUUGAAUUUUUUGUGUGAUCCAAA
Dendrobium catenatum is the source of this 1002-nucleotide messenger RNA. Its product is annotated as tRNA (guanine(9)-N1)-methyltransferase-like. Gene Ontology annotation, cellular component: nucleus. Gene Ontology annotation, molecular function: tRNA binding. The transcript is spliced from 3 exons. Bases 556 to 780 code for a protein of 74 amino acids. Gene Ontology annotation, biological process: tRNA N1-guanine methylation. The record is from RefSeq and is a predicted model, not a curated record. Lineage: Eukaryota; Viridiplantae; Streptophyta; Magnoliopsida; Asparagales; Orchidaceae.